Rotaria sp. Silwood1 is the source of this 2919-nucleotide messenger RNA. Lineage: Eukaryota; Metazoa; Rotifera; Eurotatoria; Philodinida; Philodinidae. The record is from the annotation of a GenBank genome assembly.
AUGUUAUUAUUCAAUGUCGAUUCUACUAUCAAUCAUCAACAUUUUUCUUCUCAUUUAUUCAGUGAAAUCGGUAAUAUCAAUGUUAUUAUACCAUGUCCAAUAGAUCGAAAUGAAUGGACACUUCCAUCGAUACUUCAAUGGUAUCGUUCAAAAAAUAAUUAUACAAAACCUAUUGCUAGUCAAUUUAACAAUUACCCUGUACAUAUUGAUGAUAUCUAUCGUAAUAAAUAUAGUCUUAUUUCAAAUGGUUCAUUAAUUAUUGAAAAUGUUCAAUUAAGUGAUAAUGAUACAUUUGAAUGUCGAUUAAUUUUAAUUGAUCGUGGUCUAUUGGAUAUAAAAUAUAAAUAUUUUAUUACACUUCGUGUCAAUGAACAACCAUAUUUUAUUAAUCUAUCGAAUUCAUUACAAGUAGCUUCAUAUUAUUCAACAGUUAAUUUCAUUUGUCACAUUUAUGGAGUUCCGGUUCCAAUAGUAACAUGGUAUCGAAUUCUUGAGAAAAAUAAACAGACGAUCAAAGAUGAAGACUUAGAAUUACUUUUAGUUGAUAGUCAACAAUUGACUCUUCAUAAUGUGGAUGAUCGUAUGGCUGGUCAGUAUAGAUGCAUUGGAAAAAAUCGACUUGGUAAAAUACACAAUGACUUUCAAUUUCUUAUACGUGGUUCUAUCUAUUGGCGACGAUUUCCUGAAAGUCAAACUGUAAAAAUAAAUGAUAGCCUGAUUUUAAAGUGUGAAGGUGAAAGUAGUGAAAAAUUACAAUACAAUUGGUUGAAAGAUGAUUAUCCUAUAUCAGAAACUGUCUCAUCACGAGAUCGUAUACAAACUUAUAGUGAUGGUGUUCUUAGUAUUAAUAAUAUUGAACCUUCUGAUCGUGGAUCAUAUGUAUGUAUAAUAAGUAUAAUAAAUUCAGCUAGUGUUCGUAGUAAACCAGCGAUAAUAACUGUUAAAUAUCCACCAAUACCUUCGCAUAAUCAUCAAACAAAAAAUUUAACAUUUAUUCGAGGUUCAAUAGGUAUCUGUCCAUGUUUACUUGAUGCUUAUCCACCAAUUCAAUCUGUUUCCUGGUAUCGAAAUGGUGAAUCUAUACGUAUCGAACCAAAAGGUGGUUCAUAUUCUAUUAAUUCUGAUUAUGGUUUAAUAAUAAAAUCUGUUGGGAUUGAUGAUGAUGGUAAAUAUUUUUGUCGUGCACAAAAUUCUGAAGGAUUCGGUGAUGAUAGUAUACUAUUUUAUGUUGAAACAAAAGAACCAAUUAAAUUUAUUCUAAAACCACAGUCUAUUUAUCAUGUUAAUGAACGAGAUCAGCUGAUAUUACCAUGUGUUGCUUUUGGUAAUCCACCACCAACUAUAAAAUGGCUUAAAAAUUCCAUUGAAUUAGAUGAAGUUAAUGAAAAUUUGACAUUACAAUAUAUUGAUAAAACCGAUCAUGGUUCAUAUAUAUGUCAAGCAUCAAACAAACAUACAACCACGAAUAUUACUACAUCAAUUAUUGUUGAAAAUACGACACCACAAGCACCACAUAAUAUUCAAUAUAAACAAAUAUCAUCAAAUCUUUUCCUUUCUUGGGAACCUGGUUAUGAUGGUGGUCGAUUUCAACAUUUUAUCAUCUGGUAUCGAACAUUACAUAAAAAAAAACGAAAUUGGAAUCAAAUUCGUGUAUUACCAAACAAUGCAACAGAAUUUACAUUAUUUGAUUUAAAAUUAAAGCAAACAUAUGAAUUAACAAUUGUUUCAGAAAAUGACUUAGGUCUAGGAACAUUUACUCCAAUUAUUACAAUUCCUUUAAAUCAAACACAAAAUUCAUCAAUUGAUUAUCUCCAUUAUGCAAAUGAAACAACACUAUUUCGACCACUAUCACCAAUAAAUUUUCAUUUAUAUCAAUCGGGAUUAAAUCUUCAUAUAACAUGGAAUCAUCCAAAUAUGAUUGAUUCACCAAUAAAUAUUGUUUACUAUGUCAUACAAUGGCGUUCAACAAUUUUAUUUAAUAAUCAACAAUCACAGCAAUCAAUUCUUGUUUAUUAUCCUACUCGUUCAUAUAUAUUAAAAAAUAUAAAACAAUCAAAAUAUAUUAUACAAGUGAUGUCUUAUUCAGAUCAAGGAACAUAUAGUUUGCCAAUUGAAUCACAAAUUAAUAUUCGAUUCAAUGCAAUUCAUUCCUAUAAUGGAUCAAGUCGUUUACUUAUAAUAUUACUUUGUAUAUUGACCAUAUUAACAAUAGCAUCGAUUUGUUUCUGUAUAUUUUGUGUAAUUAAAUAUUAUUACCAUCGACGAUCUUAUAUUACGGAUCUUGAAUGUGAUUCUAAAUGGAAAUGUUGUUGUCUGUCUCAUAUCCGAUACAAAUUAGGUGAUUGUUCUCAUCUAAAAGUUGAUCGGUAUCAUGCAAGCCUUCUUAAAUCAAAUGAUCUUCCAACAACACCACUUUAUCAAUCUCAAAACCGAAUAAUACAUCAAACAUCCACUGCUCCAAUUGGACUACCAUCACCUCAAGAAAGUUUAACUGAUUCAACAAUAUCCUUAGCUAAAGUAACAACAAUACCACGUUGUCGUGAUUCAGUUAUAUCAAAUCUAAUAGUUACACCACAAUUAACGCGUGGUUCUCUAUCAAUAGACAAUCCAAAUGCAGUUGUUUCAUCGACUCUAACAUUUACAGCAACUGACGAAACUAAGAUGACUUCAUUUUUUGAACCAAUUUCAGCUGAUAAUAUCUCACCUGUACCAUAUGGUGAUGUAGAAACUCGUAAAAAUGGUUCUCGUCUUCCACUUGAAGCUGUGCCAGAAAUUAAUGAACUUGAUGUAGCCAAUAGUCGAUAUAGUUUCGAUCCAUCAUUAUUAUCCACAUUACCUAAUUCUUAUCAUAAUCAUAGAGUUCAACCUAGUCCUAUUCUUAUUACAUUUGAUUCUAGUACAUUGAAAUAUCGUACUUGA